AUGCCACAGUCGCGUAAGGAUUGGUUUCUUACGUCUCGUGCGUGUGAGCUCAAGCAAAGUAGUAUACUUGAGUAUCAGGAUUAUGUUCGUCUUAGUAAAUGCUGUACAUCAUCUCAAUUCGAAGAGGAUCUACAUCAAAUAGAGCUCGAUCUAGCACGUACGGGUGAAUCAAUUCGUCUCUUCCUACUACUUGAUGACAAACAUGCGACGUUUCAAGAUACUUUAGACGAUAAUACUAACAAUGAGAUAACAUCACAUGUAAUGAAUCAAUAUGUGCCUUUACUAAGAAAAAUACUAGUAGCAUAUUGUAUGAGAAAUCCACGAGUGGGGUAUGUCCAGGGUCAUGCAGAUGUAAUAUGUUUUCUAUUGGGUCAUAUAAACAACAAACGUGACGAUGAAGAAACAUUCUGGGUCUAUGCUAGUGUUAUUGAAAGAGUCUUUCCAGAGGACUUUUUUGCACGAAAACCAAAGCUCCAUGGGUUUCAAGUGGACUGUAAAUUAUACCAUGAGUUGGUGGUAAGAAAACUUGUGCCACUACACCCUGUACUUGCCAAGGUUGAUCUACCUCUCGUAACAACCUUAUUGUCUUGCAAAUGGUUUGUAUCGCUUUGGGUUGGAGAAACGCCUUUGCCUGUACUCUGUGAGAUAUGGGAUGCCAUGCUUGGGGAAGAUGAUGGGACGAUACUGCACUUGUUAGUCGCACUGCACUUCUUGAAGCUCGCAAUUGACAAGAUUCAGCUUUACAUGGAAAUGGAGCAGUGGGAUUCAAGUUACAUCUAUAAGAUCGUUUUGGGCCAGUGUCAGAAUGCAACCGAGAUAUCUCUACAGACACUAUUUCAGCAAGGACGCACAUUAUACGGUCUAAAGGAUGAGUCGGUUGAAAACAUGCGAGCCGCACUUCGUCUUUUACCACUCUUACGCAAGGCUGAGCUCACGGUGCUUGCUAAGCAGACACAUUUCAACCAGUUGGAAAUGACACGACUUCAGGACGAAUUCACGUUUCUUCGUUUUCAAAGAAAAGCGCAUUGUCGUUCAAAGUUACGUGGUUUGCGGCAAGAUGAGAUAGAGCAUAUACUUGCACGGGAAUUUAACACGUGGCCAGACGAAAUACACGACCCAAUCUACCGUUUUCUAAAGCCUGACGGGUACGGAAAUGUGUCCUACUACAGUUUGAUUCAGUUUUUGUCGGUUGCAAGUCGUGGAACACCAGAAGAGAAAGCGCACCUAUUUUUUCAGAUUCUCAACCCCCGGUGUCGUAAAUACCUUGACCGGAAAGGCAUUCAACAACUUGCGGAUGUACUGUGUUGUCUCCUGACAAAUCGAAUGGUAGAGGAAGCUGACGGCAGGCAGCUACAUGUGUUACGGCGAAACGAGCACGGAGAUUCUAUCUCUGGCGCUGCAAAGAGCCCUUUGCUGCGGAGACACUUUCGAAAAAAAUUGCUGUCGCUAGCAACAUCAGAUGGUCAGCUCCAGUUCACUCAAUGGCUCAAAUAUGCUCUCGCGGACAGCGAGAUAGCUCAAUUAAUAGCGUGUGAGAAUACUCAGCGUCACUCAAGCAGGAUAAAAUCACACUCUUUAAUCUUCUUGGACAUGACUCCAAUCCAACCGACGCUUGGCCGUGCAUCGUCCGAAUCAUUUCUGCAUCAUCCUUCACACCCUUCCAAUACUGCCGAAACGUCAGAGCAUUGUUUACCGGAUGUCACCAAGUAUGGAGUCAAUGCUGCUCCAUUUUUGAAGAUCCACAGAGAGAAUGAAUCUGCAGAAAGACGUCAAGUCACUCUUCUUUCAAGCAACAUGACCAAGAAGUUUGAAACAUCUUGGCCACCUGCUGAGGCAGAGGUCCGAUGCUUCUUUGGAGAGCCUUUUGAAACCGGGUCACCAUACGUAUUCUGGUGCCAAUGUACAAUAAGCUGA
Molecule: messenger RNA, 1914 nt
Organism: Peronospora belbahrii
Lineage: Eukaryota; Oomycota; Peronosporomycetes; Peronosporales; Peronosporaceae
Source: the annotation of a GenBank genome assembly